Quercus lobata is the source of this 355-nucleotide messenger RNA. Its product is annotated as probable LRR receptor-like serine/threonine-protein kinase At1g56140. Gene Ontology annotation, cellular component: plasma membrane. The record is from RefSeq and is a predicted model, not a curated record. Gene Ontology annotation, molecular function: protein binding. NCBI's taxonomy places the organism in Eukaryota, Viridiplantae, Streptophyta, Magnoliopsida, Fagales, Fagaceae. Bases 11 to 355 code for a protein of 114 amino acids. The transcript has 4 exons.
CCUGAAUGUAAUGUUGGGAUCAAACACUGGGCUCACUGGCCGGAUACCUAGCUUCAUAGGGAAUUGGUCAAAACUUCAAACCUUGAGGCUUCAAGGAAACUCUUUUGAAGGCCCUAUACCAUCGUCAUUUUCCAAUUUAACUUCUUUGACAGACUUGAGAAUAGGUGAUUUAUCUAAUGGCAGCUCUUCACUGGCAUUCAUUAAGGAAAUGAAGUCUCUAAGCAUCUUGUACGAUUCCAGCUUACAGUCAGUGGGCUUUGGUGCUAUGGAAGCCAGAGGUCCAUGGUGUUUGCCAUGGGCCCUAGGCAGGAGAGCAAGGAAACUCUAUGCUGCUACUGUUGUAUCAGCAAAGUGA